Messenger RNA from Manacus vitellinus (golden-collared manakin), 1139 nucleotides. RefSeq names its product CD2 molecule (gene CD2). The record is from RefSeq and is a predicted model, not a curated record. The transcript is spliced from 5 exons. NCBI's taxonomy places the organism in Eukaryota, Metazoa, Chordata, Aves, Passeriformes, Pipridae. Bases 55 to 984 code for a protein of 309 amino acids.
GGAGCUGUCAUUAGACAAGGAGACAGUGGAUUUUUUUUUUUUUUGACCCUGAAAAUGAACUUUGGGAGGAUUUUCCUAGUCAAGUGCUUGCUGCUUUUAUUUUCCAGUGUAAAAUGCUCUGUCGUCAACCGGCUUUACAAGGCAGUGAAUGAGACGGUUCUUCUCAGCAUCUCUGCUCCUGGGAGCAUAUACCAUGCCAUAUGGAAGAGAGAUGGACAGAGGCUGGUUCAGCUCAAAGAUAAUGAUGUUAAGUACUUUGUGAACAAGGACCAGUGCAGGUGUAAGAUACUCCAAAAUGGGACUCUGCAAAUACGUCAGGUGGUGAAAGGGGACAGUGGAAAUUACACAGUGACUGUUUAUGAGCGGGAUGGAAAAUGGAAGGCAGAAGAAAAGACAAGCUUCUUUGUUCAGGAGCCUGUCCCUCAGCCAAUCCUCAGCACUGAAUGCAUGAAUAAAACUGUAUCUGUCAAGUGUGAAGUGGACCACAAGGCUAAAGGUGAAGAAUUUACUAUAGAACUGACUCAACCUAAUGGCAGAAAAAUCCAAAAGAAUGCAGCCAUGUUGGAAUUGCAGACACGGCAUUCUGGGACAUUCAGAUGUGCUGUUAAGAACCAAGUCAGUGAAAAAAUGGUUGAAAAAGCAAUUAAGUGCUCAGGCAAGCUGGACCUUUAUCUCAUCUUAAGCAUAGCGGGCGGUGCACUCGUUUUUGUCAUCUUUGUGAUUUGGCUUAUUUAUUGUAUCAGGAGGAGGAAAGCAAAAAGGCGUGAAGGUGAUGAUGAGCAGCGGAUGAUGCAGACCCUGCCGGCGGAGUGCGACAGGGCGAUGCGGGAGCUGCCCCCGACGCCCUACGCUCCCACCCCGAAGCAGGUGCGGGUGCAGCAGCGGCCGCUGCCGCAGCCCCAGGGGCAGCAGCAGCCACAGCCCCCGCGGCCCCGGCCCCGCACUCAGCCCCGGACUCCGAACCACCCGAAAGAAAGACCUUAAACGUGCAUCCCGGGAGGAGGGAUGGUCGUCUCUCUGCUCCGCCGUUCACCGGGGGAAAGGAAGUUUCCGAAAGUCGGGAGCGCCUCCCGCCCAGCCUUGCGUAAUGCUCAGCUAUGAAACAACAGCUUUUGUUGCAGAAAAUUAGAGAGAGAGAG